This is a messenger RNA of Saccostrea cuccullata (small rock oyster), 2132 nucleotides long. Its product is annotated as putative ankyrin repeat protein RF_0381. The transcript has 7 exons. Gene Ontology annotation, molecular function: protein binding. The record is from RefSeq and is a predicted model, not a curated record. Bases 119 to 1873 code for a protein of 584 amino acids. NCBI's taxonomy places the organism in Eukaryota, Metazoa, Mollusca, Bivalvia, Ostreida, Ostreidae.
UUGUCCAGUACUAUCACCGACAGGACGAAUAAACAACGUCAAGUGCAGUAAUUUUACAUGCGGUUGUCCCGACAAAACAUAUUACAGCAAUGAAAUUUUUUAUUAUCCAGCUUGUUUGAUGGUAGUUUUUGGCUGUUUCUCGACCGACUUAAUAUGCCAAGAGGAACAAAUUUCGAAAGGAAAGUCGCAAAACAUGCAUUAUAACUGUUCUUGGAUAGACCAGACACAUGGCAAUACCACUUGUACCCACAUGCAACCGCAACAGACAGUCUCAACAAACUGCAGCGAUAUACUUAGCAUCUCUAUUAUGGUUCCUAUUUGUAUUAUUCUUUUAGUUAUCCUGACGUUUACUUGCAUCAAACAGCGCUUGAAAGAUUUUUAUAUGAAUAUCAGUAGGGAUAAAGAGAGAGGAUUGGAAAUCGAAGCAACUUCAUUAAUUAAGGAUUCAGGGGGAGAUAUUAAGGGAGGUCAACAAAGUGCAGAUUUGGAAAAUGGAAGUACGUCAAAAAAUAACAAGUGUCAAAAUGAUAUAAAGACGUUCACGUCUGUGGACAACGACAAAGUUAUAUUUGUCGAUUUCGCAGUUGAAGAUUCAGAAAUAUUUUUCCUCUUGAAAAGACAGUGUAAAAAUGGAGUAUUAAGAGGGUUUAGUUACCUUAAUGAAACAAGAAUUAAAAAGAAGAAGAAACAUAAAAUUUUCUGUCAGCGAGACGAAGUAGGAUGCACAUUAUUGCAUUAUGCUGCCCAAGGAGGAUCUAUUGCUAUACUUAAAGAAAUUAUUAAAACCAAUUCUGAGGUAGAAAUUGACAUUAAAUGUUUUCAUGGACAGACCGUUCUUGGCUACGCAAUCAAAUACCAACAGAAAGACAUGUGUGAGUUCUUAAUUAUUGAAUACAAGGACCUUUUACUGGAUAACUCAAUUUCUACUUGUACAUGCCAAGGAAUAAAACCAAUUCACUGGGCUGCAUGGCACGGUGAUUUAAGUAUCCUGUGUUUCCUAAGACAGAAUAAUGUUCAUCUAAACGCAAAAACAAAGAACGGCUUAAAUAUAUUAGAUAUAGCAGUUAUGAGGAACAAAUACGAAUUUUGUGAAAGCAUGAUAAACAAUGAAAAUAUGAUACAAGAUAUUAAACUUGAUGAGUGUGGAUGGAAUAUAGCACAUUAUGCAGCCUAUGCAAAUAAUGUCAACGUUUUAAAGCUUUUAAAAUCAAAAAACGAGAGCUUUAUCUUGGCUAAAACAAAAACGAUGAAGACAACUCUACAUAUCGCUUGUGAGUAUGGACAUCUUGAAGUUGUUAAAUUUAUCACUGAAAAUUUUGAAGAUCUCCUGCAAUGCACCGACGAUCUUGAAUGGAAUGCGCUUCAUUAUGCUGGCAAGGGUGGAAAUCUACAAGUUCUUCUUUUACUGCAGAAAAAGGGUUUGAUUAUUACAUCUCCGACAAAGGAAGAGAAAACGGUACUUCACAUAGCAUGCACUCAUAAACAGGUAAACAUUUGUAGAUAUGUGGCUGAGGCAUUUUAUAAAGAUCCCCAGAAACGAGACCUAAUAAAUAAGAAGACAACAAAUCAAUGGUGGAUGGCUGCUCACUAUAUCGGGGUUGAGAGGAAAGGGGAUGGGAGUGAGGAGGAAAUCGUUGAUAUUCUGUUUGGUUACGAAGCAGAUCUGUCUGGAAAGACGAAGCAAGGAUGGUCGGUUCUUCGUAUUGCAAUGGAUCAUUGCAAUACACGCCUCGUAAAGCAUCUUUUGUCUAAAACAUAUAGAAAUAAAUUGAAAAUUUCAGAAGAAAUACUUUUCGAUUAUAUAAAAAAUACAAAAGAUGAAAGCAUUCAACGAAUUCUUCACGAUACUUUAGGUGAAAUGAAAACCGAAUGAUAAAAUAAAAUUGUCAUUUUGUUAAUGCUAUAUAAUUUGAUGACAUAAAGAAUGUUGUGUUUUCUUUUUCAGUAGAUUAAUGGUUUGGUUGAUUACUUUACAAAACAUUUCAUUAUUUAAAAAAUAUUUGAAACAUUAAAAUAUAUGUAGCAUUUAUAGAACGUGGACGUUGUUUUAAAAGUUCAAAAGAAUAAAAAAAAGCGAAAUAUAUCUGAUGUAGCAAAUGUACUAGUAUUCAAUUUUAUAUGACUGAUUUACA